AUGGUUCAUCAGACUAAUUUAUACGCGACUCAAGUAUUAUGUGAUAAAGAAAACGUUAGCAACUAUUCUAGGCUGCACAAAUGGUUUCCAACUGAUCAAAAUGAAAUGCUAAAUUUUAUUGGAAUUGUAGCAUAUAUGGGUAUGGUUCGGAUGCCAUCCUUGGAGAAAUAUUGGAGCACAGAUUGUCUCUACAAAAUGGCCUGUAUUUCGAAGAUAAUGUCGAGAAACAGAUUUCAAUUACUUCUCAGGAUGUGGCAUUUCUCUGAUAAUGAAACUUGUACAGUGGGGGAUAGAUUACAUAAAAUAAAACCUCUACUAGACAGAUUGGUGAAAAAUUUUCAAAGUGUGUACACUCCUGGUAGAAUAUUCUGUAUCGAUGAAUCAGUUGUUCCCUUCCAAGGUCGUCUCCUAAUGAAGCAGUAUAUACCAAAUAAAACGCAUAAAUAUGGCGUGAAAUUGUUCAAACUAUGCUGUGAGAAUGGAUACACAUGGAAUAUUCGAAUUUAUGCUGGCAAGGAAAAAGAAGGUAAUGCAUCUGUACCAACCAAUGUCGUGCUGAAUUUGUCCGAAAAUCUACUUGACACAGGCAGAACUAUAGUGGCUGAUAACUACUAUACUAGCCUUGAGCUGGCUAAUGUACUGCUAGUCCGCAAAACUCACUAUAUUGGUACAUUGAGGGCUAAUCAUCGCGGCAACCCGAAAGAAGUGAUUCAAAAAAAACUGAAAAAGGUGAGGUUUUGGUUUGGAAAAUGA
Molecule: messenger RNA, 753 nt
Organism: Harmonia axyridis
Lineage: Eukaryota; Metazoa; Arthropoda; Insecta; Coleoptera; Coccinellidae
Product: piggyBac transposable element-derived protein 4-like
Exons: 1
Coding region: 1-753 (250 amino acids)
Source: RefSeq, a predicted model, not a curated record